Messenger RNA from Mangifera indica (mango), 662 nucleotides. Its product is annotated as protein Asterix. The record is from RefSeq and is a predicted model, not a curated record. The transcript is spliced from 3 exons. Gene Ontology annotation, biological process: protein insertion into ER membrane. Bases 92 to 409 code for a protein of 105 amino acids. Lineage: Eukaryota; Viridiplantae; Streptophyta; Magnoliopsida; Sapindales; Anacardiaceae. Gene Ontology annotation, cellular component: endoplasmic reticulum membrane. Gene Ontology annotation, molecular function: protein folding chaperone.
AGGCCGUGGGCUUUUCCCGGCUUGGGUGGGUUCCAUCGGAGUCUACAAAUGGAGGAAGAUUACACAAUCACACACAGAUCGAUCUCGAAAAAUGUCUUCACAUAAUUCGUCGGCUGUCAAUGAUCCACGUCAGCCAUCGGCGGCGAAGCCCUUUGUGGCAACUCCAGUGGCUCCUCAAGACUUGCCCAUUGAUUACGCUGGUUUCAUCGCCGUCGUUUUCGGGGUUGCCGGCGUUAUGUUCAGGUAUAAGCUGUGCUCGUGGCUCGCAAUCAUUUUCUGUGCGCAGUCACUGUCGAAUAUGAGGAACAUUGAGACCGAUCUUAAGCAGAUUUCCAUGGCUAUGAUGUUUGCAAUCAUGGGUUUGGUGACAAACUACUUAGGGCCUGCUCGACCUGCCACAAAGAAUUGAGAUGCCGAUGGUGGAGUCAAGAUGAACUGUGAGAGUGUAGCACAUUUAUUUUUCAGGCACUUGAUGUUGACCUGAGGCUCAUUUUUCUUUUUAGAUUUUGGUUUUGGACUGAUAGUGAGCUGCUGUAUUGAAUAUGAAAGGAUAACAAACUGUUCUUGUUUUAUUUGCAAUUUAUCCCUGUUUUAUAGGUUCCUGCAGUUUGCUUUCAGUUUAGUUCAUUCAAAAUAAUAUAUCUAUUUUCAAUUUUAUCUUA